AUUGGGUUGGGGAAGUAGGCCUUCGAUUAUCCCACAUUUCAAUUACAAAUUUUGAUUUUAUUUUUUAAAUACAACUUCUCUGUCUGGCUCAUCCUAAAUUUAUAAAAAAUGGAAAAUUAUCAUAUUAUUACAUUGCCAUCCGGCGAUGAUCGAUCCCGAAAAAGUUUACGGCGGACUUGGAAUCAGCUGCCGCGCUGUCAACGCAAUCUAAUUAUCUUGGGCAUAAUGGCAUUGUGUCUGAUGAUACUGCUAUAUUUGCCGGGCGAUCAAAUAAUACGCGAUGCCGAUGGGCAAACCAAGCCAGAAUUUGUUGAAAAGAAAGUUACAACUUUGAAUGAUCAACUCAACGAGGCGAUUCAGCAUCCAUUAAGGUUAGGUGGUGUAAGUAUUUCUGAGCACUUGCGAAAAAUUCAACCUCUGUUGGCCAAGGAGCAACACUUCCAUGGGGCUUCCAAUGAGCGUCAAUCGGCUGUGGUGGCAGCUUUCAAACAUUCGUGGGCUGGUUACAAGAAGUACGCCUGGGGCCAUGAUAAUCUCAAGCCAGUGUCGCAAACCUCUCACGAAUGGUUCGGACUGGGUCUGAGCAUUGUUGAUUCCCUGGACACCAUGUACAUAAUGGGUCUGGAUGAGGAAUUUAAGGAGGCCAGAGAUUGGGUGGAAAAGUCUCUAAAAUUCAAUACCAAUCGGACAGUGACUCUCUUUGAAACCACCAUAAGAGUCUUGGGUGGUUUACUUUCGGCCUAUCACUUGAGUGGCGAUAAGAUGUUCCUUGUUAAAUCUGCCGAACUGGGCAAUCGGUUAUUGCCUGCUUUUCUCUCGCCAACGGGCAUACCAUUUUCGCAUGUAAAUCUUACAGCUUUGUCGGCUUAUUCGCCUCCGGACAUUGCAACAAGUGAAGUCACCACAAUACAAUUGGAGUUUCAUGAUCUUAGCCGCUCGACAAAUGUGUCGAUUUACGAACGCAUGGCCAGCGGUGUAAAUGAGAAGCUACAUUCACUGGACAAGACGCACGGAUUGGUGCCCAUAUUUAUUAAUUCAAGUACAGGCACGUUUCGAAACAAUGCCACCAUUUCAUUGGGAGCAUGCGGUGAUUCCUAUUACGAGUACUUGUUAAAGCAAUGGAUUCAAACGGGUCGCAAGGAUAACGAUGAUCUCAUCUUGGAUUAUAUGCAGGCCAUAGAUGGUGUACUUACCCAAUUAAUGCGCCGUACUCCACGGGAACAUUGGGUUUACAUUGGCGAAUUGAUAAAUGGAAAGGAUUUCAAACCGAAAAUGGAUCAUUUAACUUGCUACUUGCCAGGCACACUACUUUUAGGUCAUCAAAAUGGCAUGCCGGACUCCCAUUUGAUAUUAGCCAAGGAUUUAAUGGAUACCUGCUAUCAGACUUACACUAGACAUCCAACGCACUUGGCACCAGAGAUCACAUACUUUGCCACAACCGAUAAGGAAGAGCAGGAUAUGUACGUGAAGCCCAACGAUGCCCACAAUCUUCUACGUCCCGAGUUUAUCGAGAGUUUAUAUUAUUUCUACGCAUUAACCGGAAAUCGAACCUAUCAGGAUAUGGGGUGGCUUAUCUUUCAGGCUUUCGAAACGCACGCCAAAGUUGAAGCUGGUUACACGUCUUUGGGCAAUGUAAAGAACACCCAGGAUACCCGGAUGCUUGAUCUAAUGGAAACAUUUUGGAUGAGUGAGACCCUGAAGUAUUUCUAUCUGCUGUUCAGUGAUAAUCGCAAAGAAAUCGAUUUGGAACAAUGGGUAUUCAAUUCGGAAGGUCAUCCACUACCAUUUUAUCCGACUGCAUAGUUUAUCUCUAAUGAAAACGUUAAUUAACAAAAUCAAAUACGAGUAUAUGAUAAAUAUGAAGUAAACCCAAUACUAGUUUGGGAUUAUCAUAUUUUACAAUACCAAUACUUUUUUCAACUAUGCAAACAUGAUCGGUGGAGCUAUCUUUAGAUCAAUUAAACAUAAAUGCAAUUUGUUAAUGUUCAAUAUGUCUACUUCUUAGGUAGGUGUGAUUUCUACCAACUUGAUAAUAAAAAUCAAUCAGACAUCUCUUUUUCAA
Messenger RNA from Drosophila willistoni, 2062 nucleotides. RefSeq names its product endoplasmic reticulum mannosyl-oligosaccharide 1,2-alpha-mannosidase. Gene Ontology annotation, molecular function: calcium ion binding; mannosyl-oligosaccharide 1,2-alpha-mannosidase activity. Gene Ontology annotation, biological process: N-glycan processing; carbohydrate metabolic process. The transcript has 5 exons. Gene Ontology annotation, cellular component: membrane; endoplasmic reticulum. The record is from RefSeq and is a predicted model, not a curated record. Lineage: Eukaryota; Metazoa; Arthropoda; Insecta; Diptera; Drosophilidae. The coding region runs from base 109 to 1803 and encodes 564 amino acids.